GGGCUUACAAAUUAUCAACUUAGAAAUCAACAAUGCCCUUGAAGAGAGUAUAUAAACACCAUCAUAUCUUGAUCUUUAUUGCACCAUCUUCAGCUUCAAGCACAGCCUUCUCAAAGCAAUUCCUCGCCUCAGCUCUGCACUACUACGACCAAUAACAAGACUACUGUCAUCAAAAUGUCCAUCCCAUCUCUCCCCGCCCGACUCAACCCCCCUCUCACUGGCCGCGAAGCCAUCACCGAUGCCCUCUCCCGCUUCCUCAUUGCACUGGACACGGCGGACGAAACCCUCUUUACCUCGUCCCUCACUCCCACCGCGUCGUUGACUAUCAACGGCGACACCACCUCGGGCAUUUCAGAUAUCCUCGCCCUGCGCUUCUCGCUAAUCGGAAAGCACGACACCACGCACCACGCGACGAAUCUGCGCAUCAACAUCAGCGAAGAUGGCAAAACCGCGCAGGCAACUGCGACUAUGUUGAGCCAGCAUUAUCGACCUGGAGAAGGGAUGGCGGGGCCCGGGAAGGAAUCGAUAUUGCUGGGGAACGUGAUUGGGGUUGAGUUUGUGAGGGAUGAGGAAGUUGGUCAAGGGGAGUUUUGGCGAAUCCAGAAAUUUGUACUCAAGUCAAAUUGGGCAGAGGGGGCUUGGAGUGUUCUUAGCGGUUAGAUUCGGCCAGGAUAUGAGCAUACUCAAUGUACUGUCCGUGCUCCAGCUUAGAUCCAACCGGGCUGCAGAUCGUGUGAUGUAAUAAAAGCACAUGUUAGACUGUCUUAGAUGUUCGGCCGUUCAUGCAUGCAUUUCGAUACUAU
Messenger RNA from Aspergillus calidoustus, 803 nucleotides. The record is from the annotation of a GenBank genome assembly. NCBI's taxonomy places the organism in Eukaryota, Fungi, Ascomycota, Eurotiomycetes, Eurotiales, Aspergillaceae.